Ixodes scapularis (black-legged tick) is the source of this 513-nucleotide messenger RNA. RefSeq names its product tissue factor pathway inhibitor. Gene Ontology annotation, molecular function: serine-type endopeptidase inhibitor activity. The record is from RefSeq and is a predicted model, not a curated record. The coding region runs from base 1 to 513 and encodes 170 amino acids. NCBI's taxonomy places the organism in Eukaryota, Metazoa, Arthropoda, Arachnida, Ixodida, Ixodidae. The transcript has 4 exons.
AUGCCGUUCGUCCGCUCCCUUAUUUUGGCUGCGGUGUACUUGCUAACUUCAAAUGCCCGGAAUGGAAUGUCAAAAGAGCUUUGCCAUAGCGUCCCGAAUACUACGCUUCCGGAUUGCAAUACACGCCGCAACCUCGUCCGAUACCAUUAUCACAAAGAUGCGAAGAAGUGUAAAGAAUUCAGCAUUGCCAACUGCUACGAAAGCGGCGACAACUUCUUUCCUUCCAUGGGAGAUUGUAUCGAAUAUUGCCAGCCAGAUCAAACACGACGUAGAUGCUGGCAGCAACAUAAUCCCGGAUUCGGAAGAAAACAUUUGACACGAUGGUACUAUAAUAAUGAGACAAACCAGUGUGAAACAUUUGUUUAUAAAGGAAUUUAUAAAACUGGAAAUAAUUUUAAACACAGAGAAAAUUGCAUUGACUAUUGCAGCUACCCAACAGAGUUCUUUAACAAAAAUAAGGAACAAAUCAAGGAUUUAAUAAACGCUUAUGAAACAGGAAAAGAGGAAGAGUAA